AAAAAAAAAACAACACUAGGCUGUAUUGGUUCUAAUGUCUUUGCCUAUAUAAUAUUUUAGGUUAGUUUUAGCGAUGUUUUAAAAAUAUUUAUAAUUUUUUGCUCAUGAAGGAUUUUUUUUAUAUGCUUAUUCUAAAAAUCAGGAAAAAUGCAAGUGUUUGAAAUAGAUAAUGUAAAAAUUUACAAUCUCAGCAGUGGAAAAUCAUUACCAGAUUGGCUAACAGAGAGAAAAAAACGAGCUUUGUUGAAGAAAAAUGUAGACCUCAGGAGAAGAAUUGAACUUAUUCAGGAAUUUGAUAUGCCUGGUGUGAGUACCAGCUUGCGAGUUUCUAAAGAUGGACAGUAUAUUAUGGCAACAGGUAUCUACAAACCAAGAAUCAAAUGUUUUGAUGUUAACAAUUUGUCUCUGAAAUUCGAGAGAUGCUUAGAUUCUGAAGUAGUCACAUUUGAAAUUCUAAGUGAUGAUUACACAAAGAUUGUAUUCUUACAAUGUGACCGUUACAUUGAAUUCCACGUUGGACAUGGCAGGCACUAUCGGUUAAGAGUUCCACGUUUUGGAAGAGAUAUAGCUUAUCACCGUCCAUCUUGUGACUUAUUUGUUGUUGGUGCAUCCUCAGAAAUUUACAGAUUAAAUCUAGAACUGGGUCAAUUUUUAGCACCAUAUGUGACAAAAGCAACUGAAAUAAACUGCUGUACUGUCAAUGAAAGUCAUGGUUUAGUAAUAACAGGUAGUGGAAGUGGACAUGUGGAAGCAUGGGACCCUCGUACUAAAACUAGGCAAGGAAUAUUAGAUUGUGCUAUACAUUGUACAGACUAUGAUUAUCGAAAUGACAGUUUACCAGCUAUAACAUCUCUGAAAUUUGAUGAUGCCCUUAAGAUGGGUGUGGGAACAUCAACUGGCCAUGUCUUAUUAUAUGAUAUAAGAUCAAGUAAACCUCUAUUAAUUAAAGAUCAUCUGAAUGAAAUGCCUAUCAAAAAUAUAGAAUUCCACAAACAAAUGGACUAUGUAUACACUAUGGAUGCGAAAGUUGUGAAGAUUUGGGACAAAAAUACUGGUAAACAGUACACAAGUAUUGAGUCAUCAGUAGAUUUUAAUGAUUUAUGUGUUAUUCCAAAUACUGGUCUAAGUAUGAUGGCAGUUGAAGAACAAAAAAUGCAAAUAUAUUACAUUCCUUCUUUAGGGCCUGCACCAAGGUGGUGUGCAUUCUUAGAUAACUUGACAGAAGAGUUAGAAAGUUCAGCUGCACAGACAGUGUAUGAUGAUUACAAAUUUGUAACAAAACAAGAGUUGGAGUCUCUUGGUUUAGAUCACCUGCUUGGAACAAAUCUUUUAAGAGCUUAUAUGCAUGGGUAUUUUGUGGACGUGAGAUUAUACAAGAGAGCAAAAUCAAUAGCAGAUCCGUUUGCAUUUGAAGAAUACAAGAAACGGAAAAUAAGAGAAAAGAUUGAACAAGAACGACCAUCUCGAAUCAAAAUUGAAGAUAACUUACCGAAAGUUAAUAAAGACUUGGCUUCUCGGCUUAUGGAUAUUGAUGCUCAUAAGAAAAAACAACCUACCAAUUUAUUAAAAGACGAUAGAUUUAAGGCACUAUUUGAAAAUCCAGACUUUGAAGUUGACAAAGAGGCGGAAGAAUAUAAACUACUUAAUCCAGUUCUAUCUAGACUUGAUAAAAACAAAGUUAAAACCAAGAGUGUUAAUACAGAUAUUGUACAGAAUAUUGAAGAACAAGAAGAUAAAGAUUCCGACAUAGAAUUGUAUGAAUCAACUGAAGAAAGUUCCGACGAAGAUCGUUCGUGGGUAAAGGAAGUUAAGAAACAACACAAAAUCAUAAAAUAUAAAAAACAAGAUGUAGAUCAGUUAGAUAACUCUAAUAAGGAAAGUAUAUACGAAUUAAACCAAGCUCCAAAAAUUACAAGUAAUAUUAGAAGUAUAACAAAAGUAAGUAAAGCAAGCUUAGGUGAUCGCCUAGCUAAAGAGGGUUACUCAGCUAUGGUGACUGGAACAGGAGGCAACAGGGAGAUGAAGUUUACAAUGCGAGGAAAGAAAUCUGAAUCAGAAAAACAUAAAAAAAUGAAAAAGCAUUAUCAAGAAAGGAAACAGAUUGUUCGAAAAACAGGAUUUUUAACAAAAAGAAAGUUGCCGAAAAUGUUAUAACAACAUAUACUUGCAUAAUAUUUAAUUACUAUAGAUCAUGAGCGGUCUGGACAAAAGUGAAUCACUCCGUAAAGUGGUACAUAUAUUUUUAUUUGUUAAGAAUAAAUACAUGUAAUAUUCUUAUGUAUAAUAUAAUAU
Molecule: messenger RNA, 2292 nt
Organism: Galleria mellonella (greater wax moth)
Lineage: Eukaryota; Metazoa; Arthropoda; Insecta; Lepidoptera; Pyralidae
Gene: l(2)34Fd
Product: nucleolar protein 10
Exons: 10
Coding region: 148-2154 (668 amino acids)
Biological process (GO): maturation of SSU-rRNA from tricistronic rRNA transcript (SSU-rRNA, 5.8S rRNA, LSU-rRNA)
Cellular component (GO): nucleus; small-subunit processome; nucleolus
Molecular function (GO): protein binding
Source: RefSeq, a predicted model, not a curated record